AUGAAUCCAAACAAUCCAAAUUUAUUAAAGAGUCCUAGUAGAAAAUCCACUCCACCAAAUCAACCAAUGCAAUAUAAUACAAAUAAAGAUGAUAUCGAUCACGAACAACCUCCUCAUCCCGGUAUGAUGAAUUAUGUAAAUUAUUCCAACCCAAAUAUGAAUUAUAAUUUUAAUAUGCAGCAAAGAGGACAUGUCAACGAUAUGAUGUCAAGGCAAGGACCACCACAUAUGAUGCAACAACCACAAAAUAUACAAGGAUUUAGACCUCCACCAAAUAUGAUGGGACCACCACACGUAAGAGCGGGUAAUGUUGGAAUGGGACCUAUGCCAGUAAAUAUAAAUAAUAUGGGUAUGAAUAGUAAUGUUAAUAUUAGCAAUAAUAAUAAUAGUGUUAACAACAGCAACAACUUGAGAUCAUCAUUAACCACGACACCAACAGUCGUAUCACCACAACAACAGCAACAACAACAAUCACAACCAUCGCUAUCUAGAUCAAACCCUAAUACACCAACCAAUACUACCACCACUAGUAGUGUCACAACUUCACCAAACAUCCAACAACAACAACACCAACAAAGAAUUAAUGACAAUAUUGUAAAUAGAGGUAUCCAAAGUAUGUUACCUCAACAAUUUAAUACCCAAAAAGCACAACAACAACAACAGCAACAACAGCAAUCACCACAACAAUCUCCUCAACAAAACUAUAAUAACAACACCAACAAUAAUAACUAUGGUGAUGGCGAUUUCCCAGCUUUAAGAAAGAGCAAAAAUGCAAAUAAAAAUGUAGAAGAUACAAGUUUAAUUCAAAAUUUAGGAUUUGAUAAUUCACAUGAAGAAUAUCAAAGAAAAGAUUAUAAUAUUGUAGAUAAAGAUAAUGGCAAAUAUGGCUUAAUGGGUUUAUUAAAUGUAAUUAAAAAUACAGACAUGGACGCAAGUAUGCUUUCUAUUGGUAUUGACUUGACUGGGGAAUUAUAUGAAUCAUUUGGGUCACCAUGGGUUGAAUUCUCAGCUCAAAGAAAAUCUGAAUAUUAUAUCCCGUUAUGCUACUCAACACCAAAUUUAGAAUCACCAACUUAUAAGAUGACUUUAUUCACCUACGAAACAUUAUUUUAUAUUUUUUAUUCAAUGCCAAAAGAUAUUCUUCAACUUCAUGCAGCCAACGAAUUAUACGACCGUAAUUGGAGAUAUCACAAAGAAGGUAAAGUUUGGUUAACCAAAGUUCAAGGUACCGAAUCGACAAUAAACCCUACCUUUGAAGUAGGUUCUUUCUUUUUCUUUGACGUUGUACAAUGGGCUACAGUACGUAGAGACAAUUUUUAUCUUCCACACGAAGUUUUAGAAACUAAAGAAUCUUUAAUCGCUCAAGUAAAUAAAGCCGAACAACAAUUACUAUCAUUACAACAACAACAAGCUGCCGCUGCCGCUGCUGCCGCUCAACAAAAUGGUCAACCCUCACCAUCACAAUCAUCACCACAACAUACUUCACCACAAUAA
This is a messenger RNA of Dictyostelium purpureum, 1494 nucleotides long. RefSeq lists its product as uncharacterized. Gene Ontology annotation, biological process: nuclear-transcribed mRNA poly(A) tail shortening; regulation of DNA-templated transcription. The transcript is spliced from 4 exons. The coding region runs from base 1 to 1494 and encodes 497 amino acids. Gene Ontology annotation, cellular component: P-body; CCR4-NOT core complex. The record is from RefSeq and is a predicted model, not a curated record. NCBI's taxonomy places the organism in Eukaryota, Evosea, Eumycetozoa, Dictyosteliales, Dictyosteliaceae.